Molecule: messenger RNA, 462 nt
Organism: Clunio marinus
Lineage: Eukaryota; Metazoa; Arthropoda; Insecta; Diptera; Chironomidae
Source: the annotation of a GenBank genome assembly
AUGUUUUCCUUCGUGGGUUUUAAGAGUUCAAUUAUGCUUCCGAGUUACAAAUGUUCAGUUAAUGAGAAACUAUGGCAGUGCAAACAAGCAGUGCAAAACGAAAUAAUUUGCUUUCAUCAUCGUCCUGGUACAGUUUUUCUUACAACUUUCAUAGCACAGAUUGAAAAGAUUGCAGCUUUUGUGUGCAAGACGAAAGAAAAAUCACAAACAAACAACAACAUACAAGAACCUGCCAUCAUCAUAAAAAUUACUAUCACGCAUUUGUCUUCAGCAGCUGUCUUGGAAAUAAAUUUCGGAAGUGUCACUCGAGAAGAUUUCACUUCGCCCACAAUAAUCCAUCCUCAUUUAAAACCGCUUCAACAAGUAUACGUAAUUGAAGAUCUUAAAGUUCCGGUCAAAGAGAGUGUCGUAACUAAACUUCCACAACAUUUAAUUUAUACCAAGCUUUCUCUCGAUGUGUGA